AUGCGAAAACCGACAAAACUCCGUGAAUUUAUCGCAAACGGCGAAUCCGUCGAGUUGCCGCGGGGUGGCGUGCUCUUCGCAGCAGUGUUGUGGGUAUUCCUGGCACUUGCCAUCCCCGUCGCCGACGCCGCUGUUGCGUCGCCGCAGUGUGCGUGGAUAUACAGCGCCACGGAGGGCGAGACUGUCACAAGUGUGCUGCAACGCCAGUGGGAUCGUGGGGCGUGCGCCGGCAGAUACGUGACGCUGACGGAGGUGGCCCCCGCACUGCCGGGUUUUGCCGUUCCGAACGCCCACCUUCUCGUCGUGCAGUACACACCCGCCAUCACCGGCCUGAGUGAGGGAGAGGUGCGCUACGUCUCGCAGCAGGUGCACGUCGUGUGUGACGUGUUCACACAGCUUUGCGAAAGGGCCUCCGUGCACUACGUUGUGCAUGGGAUACAAAAAGUGGGCCCCGCGAACGACACGACGACGACGACGACGACGACGACGGAAGCGCCUUCCCCAAAGCCGGAGGAAAAUACAACAACGACAACGACAACGACAACGACAACAACUGCGGCACCAGCUCCAGUUGUUGUCUCGUGUCCCCCUGGUGGUGUCCUUCCUGCGGUAAGGACGAACGUAACGGUCCCCGCAAGCCUGGAGCCACUUAGUUACGUGGACAAGUGUGCCGCCCCGCGCCGGAUUGCCAUAAGCAACGUGAGUGAGGCAGCGAAUAAAUUAUUCCACAUUGAAAAAGAUUCCAUUCUCUGGUUUGAUCGUAACGGUGAAAACCAAGCGGAGGGUGUCUUCACCGCCAACCUUACCGUCUACUGUAAUGAGGUGGCUUCUUGUUUUAAUGUUCAGGCGACGUUUGUUGUUGUGAAGCCCCUUCCCACUCCGCCUGAGAAUCCACCAAACUGCAGCCGUACUUACGGCUUCCACGUGGGUUUCGCGCAGAAAGCCUCGCUUACGCUUACACCACACAGUGAGGAUGCAUGCCCAGCCAGCCAAAAGCCCGUCUUCACCCUUGUAUCGCCGCCGAAGUAUAAUGCAGAGGCGUUUCGACUGGAUACGGACACAGGCGCGUUUAAUUACGCUGCCCCGAAUGGGCCACGGGUGACUUCCGACGCCUUUGAGUUUCUCAUUAGUUGCGCGGCAAAUACUGGUGGCACCAGACACCCACUAUGCACGGGGCGUGCCAGUAUUCUUGUAACGUCGCCACCGCCGACGCCGCCGCCAACCCCUCCAGCCGAAGAGGUGGAGUGCCCGGGAAACUUUGUGUUUGACUAUGAAGUAGACAGUGAAAGCAAAACUGUGCCGGACACUUACAAACUUUUUCUGCAAGCAGGACACGGUGAGAACGUUUCCUUCUGCCCCAGUAAUAUUUACACCCAAGCAGAGCUGCGAACGAAGGCCAAGACUGGAACGGUGGUUGAUUUUAGCAACACAACAGGCAUUUUUCAAUAUGUGCCGUCCAGCAACUCCGUUGACCAUUUUGACUUUGCUCUAACGUGUGGUACAGGACGCGUAUGUCAUGGAACCGCCACAAUGCAGCCUCGUGAAAGUCCCGCGCCGUCGCCGGAAUAUCCCUCGACGGUGUAUGAUCUUGGAAAGAUUGUUUGCAGGGGCACCUGUGACGCUUCUGCGUGGCGCUCCUCGCCACGUUAUCCGGGUCUUUUUGAUGUCACGGAUGGGCCGCAGGGAGGACGCAGCCAUGUGACGCCCCGCCACGAUGGUAGGUCGCCGGAUGAUAUGGACUUUGAGAUUCGUAUGGAGGGGAACGCGUUGUUGCUGCGGGCGUACACGAUUAUUGGUAAUAUGGCCGCCCGGUUUGUGACAUUCACGCCCGUGGGAAGCCCGAAGAGCGCAUUCUUGACAUCGGCCUACGUGCCCAAAGGUGCACAUUCCUCCUUCAAUGCAACGUGCCUUGACCAGCAGGCAAAAACCGGACUCGCCUCGGCCAUCUGGACCUGGGACGAGGCUUCGGAGGCGGAGGGAGGGGCCGCUCUGCGUGGGCGGCUGAAUACAGUAACUGACGCGUACAGGAGCGGCGAGAAUUACUUCCAAAAGUUUGGUGGAAAGCACCGAGACUGUGACGUGUUCCGUCGAGAUCCGUGCAAGUAUGCCCCGAUGCUCACGCCUGCUUCGACUACGGAUGCCUCUAUAGCCAGCGAUGCGAACCCUGAGCAUGUCAUUGACUGGACGCUGUACGUGAAUGAUUGUGAUGCCACAUGGGUGGGAAAUGUUUCACUUAACCACCUUCGCACGCUACGUGGCAGUGCCAGCAACGAACUCCUUUUUAAGGCAGUGAAUAAAAGUUUGUUGGUGGGCACUAUUUACACGCAGGUGGUUAAACCCGCGAGUUGGGUGCCACCAUACAACGGUAUUUUGUCCCUGCAACGAGCGUACACGGUACGAAUUUCGAUAGACGACUCUGUUGGCGCUGACGUGGAGGUGUCUCAGGUGAAGCCUUCACCGACGGUGCAAACCGACGCGGCAACGGAGACGAAUAAUGUGAAGGAGGUUCCACGGAUACAGUCAAAACUUUCAUCGGUGGCGGAGUUUUCAAAGAGCGAGAACAGUUUAUUCCAGGACUCCUUCAACGUCUCUGUUGAUGUGCGAUUUGCUGCUGCAAAAGACCCCAAGACGGGAGAGCGUUUGUACGGCUACGCCGUUCUGAUAUAUCCAUACCAAUUAAAUUACUCCCAUAUUAAGUACAGUGUGCCCAUGCUGGUCCACCUCAACGCCACUCAGCUGCGUGUGACGGAGGUUCAACUGCUGAAUGCCUCAUGGACGACCCCAAAUCUACAAGAUUGCCCCCAUUGCACCGGAAAAGCCGUAACAUGUGCUGGCACUGGGUCUGGCCUUAACCUUGAUUGUGAUCCCGUCAUCCGCUUUGAGCCGGCAGGAGAUGUCUCUCUCUUCCGACAGUGUGAGUUAGCCAGUGAACGCAAAGGUCAAUUUCUCAAUAUUUCCCUGAUUGCACGUGUGGUUGGAAGUAGGACGGCACUCUCCGCUACUGGGCAUCCUGAAGGUUCCUUCGCAUUGCGUUUACGGUUUGACAACUUUGAGACUAUCGUCGUCAAUGUUAAACAGCUUGCAUAUAUUACAAGCAUUAACACCAUCACACACCGUGCGCUGUGUCGUUCCUCGGCCUACUGGCCUGUCCCGGAUGUUCUUGGUGGUUCCGUCCCUGCUAAUCCGUUCAACAGCACUCAGUUGCUGCAUGACAUCCUUAGCCAACCGUUGGAUGAAAAGGAUAAGGCUAAAAAGAAGCCGUAUUACGGCGCUCCAAAAUCCUUACACAGUGACGCUUUUUGUGAGGCAAAUGCUAACCCACAUCGGCCGGCGCAUAUCUUUUUGAAUAGUACAACGACGACGGUAAACGACGACAGUGCUGAUGCUGCGGGCAAACCAGGGUCAUCGACUGUACAGCUGUCACUUUGCACGGUCCCAGAUGAACAACUGUACGGUGUAACAGACUGGGUAUAUGUGACUUUGCAUGAUAGGCUGAAGCCUCUAAACUCGUCAACGCUUGCAAAGAUGUCACUGGAAUAUCUCAUUCUUUCCGUAAAUGCGAAAGAUGUCUUGGGUGUGUUCCAAACCAACAGCAUCGACAGCGGCGUCGGGCAAUCAAAGUUGCACUUUGUACUUGAUGGGGCAUCUUUGCCGGAUAAAAUGAGCGGUGGGGAAUUGGGCGACGAGGCGGAACGUCAGCAGUGGAUGGGUGAGACGCCAAUGGGGAAUUCCACGGUGUAUUUGCGCUGGGAGAAGUACGCUGCCUACCUACACUACCGACGCAUUUACCUCCGUUCGUGCCCCUCAGACAAGCAAACAGGGGAAUGCGUGGAAGAGCCGUUUCACUUCGCAUUUGUGCCAGGGACACUUUUGUAUCGUGGCAGUCGCGUUCGCGUCGCGUUUCACCUGCACGCAGGCGUACGUUACACCUCCAGCGAUGCCGUUGGGGACUCGUGGGUGGAGGAGCACAUUGCCAGGAUUCCUGUCUCUGCGCAAAUUUCAUCAGAACUGCGGUUUGACCGUGACGUUUACACCCCACGCGUGGUUCCGCGGCAUGCUGGCGGACUAAGCAAAAAGUCGGCCAGAGUGCUCGUAGUGGUUUUCGUCUUGGCCAUCGUGGCUGUGCUGGCGGCUGCCAUCUUCAUCGAAAUGCACUACAAACGUGUUUUGCGUGUCGCGAAGCGUCGUCUGCGGCAGACUCCCGCCUGCAACGGAAAUGACGCUGCCGACAGAAGGACGUCGGAUCAGGUCCUUUCACCUCUGCGGGAUCAAAACGGGGAUUCGUGCCCCAAUAGCCUUGGGCUGGGCGCCGCGGCGUUUGGUGGGAGGCCGGCUAAGCAGCUGAAGCCCACGGAGUCGUCGGCAUCGGCCGGUAUCCGGACAAAGUACGGGGUGGUGCAGUUGGAACCAGCCCGCAUACAGGUAUCGGAGGAUGAGUUUGGUGGCUGA
Molecule: messenger RNA, 4449 nt
Organism: Trypanosoma conorhini
Lineage: Eukaryota; Euglenozoa; Kinetoplastea; Trypanosomatida; Trypanosomatidae
Exons: 1
Coding region: 1-4449 (1482 amino acids)
Source: RefSeq, a predicted model, not a curated record